UUUUCCUCCGGAACCUUUGUUCUGGGCGAGAAACAGGAGACCGGAUAUUUGUCGGACGAGCCGGAAGAUCUCUGAAGUCACAUUCACGACGAAACUCCGGUAUCAGCAAAAACAGAACCUCCACCCACCCGGACCAGUCCUCAUGCCUUUAGUUUGAUCAUCAUCGAUGAUGUUUGCCUUGAAGCUUGUCCCGCGGUUCAGUUUAAGUAGAGCAACUUAUGCCCUUCAAGCCCAUGGAGGAAUAUUACAUGGUUGCACACACCCGGCCAUUCCUCUUUACUGCUCCUCACUGCAGCAGAAACUCAGAAACUACGCAACAGCAGCGGACAACACAUCUCCUCCUCGAUGGAUCCAGCUAGAGCCAGAACUGGAUGAGGCUCUCAUCCCACGGAAGCUGUCAGUGAGUCCUCUGGAGAGCUGGCUGUCGCUGCGUUACUCCCUCCCUCCCCUGACAGAGUCUCCUCAGCCACAGGAGGACAUUGGGCUGCUGGAGGAGAAACUACUGCCGUCUGUCUCUGUACCCAUUCUGGAGGACACGGAGGGGUCAACAACUCCUAUCAGAUGUAAAAAUGAUCUAGAGAUCCGGAGGCGGAAGAUGAACCGGCACAAGUACAAGAAGCUGCAAAAGAGGACCAAGUUCUUAAAGCGGAGAGUAAUGGAGGGCAGGGGGAGGAAGAAGCAGAAAAGGUUUGAGGAGGACCUCAAGAGGAUUUGGACACGAGCUGGACUGAAGAAAGCUCCAGAGGGAUGGACGACACCUAAGAUCUUUAUUAAACAACAUGGAAACAAGAGGAACUGAAUAACCAAAGCAGCUGGUGUUUGUGCUGCGUCCUUCUCUCUGGACGAGCCUCUUCAGCUCACAUCACAGACUGCUGCUAGCGCUUCACGUCUGUUUUACUUCAGUUAAAGUGCAUGUGAGCACUGAGGCCAGAUCCCCUGUGUGCAUGUGUUUCUACAGUGUACAAAAUCUAAUAAAGAUCUCUGCCAAGUUUAGGAAAUA
Nothobranchius furzeri (turquoise killifish) is the source of this 1000-nucleotide messenger RNA. RefSeq names its product aurora kinase A interacting protein 1 (gene aurkaip1). NCBI's taxonomy places the organism in Eukaryota, Metazoa, Chordata, Actinopteri, Cyprinodontiformes, Nothobranchiidae. Gene Ontology annotation, cellular component: mitochondrion. The record is from RefSeq and is a predicted model, not a curated record.